Molecule: messenger RNA, 3894 nt
Organism: Zonotrichia leucophrys gambelii
Lineage: Eukaryota; Metazoa; Chordata; Aves; Passeriformes; Passerellidae
Gene: HIF1A
Product: hypoxia inducible factor 1 subunit alpha
Exons: 15
Coding region: 216-2669 (817 amino acids)
Biological process (GO): regulation of transcription by RNA polymerase II; cellular response to hypoxia
Cellular component (GO): nucleus
Molecular function (GO): DNA-binding transcription factor activity, RNA polymerase II-specific; RNA polymerase II transcription regulatory region sequence-specific DNA binding; protein dimerization activity
Source: RefSeq, a predicted model, not a curated record
GCGCCGCCGCUCCUCACUGGCGCAGCGCGGGCCCCGCGCCGCGCCCGCCGCCGCCGCGCCCGCACCUCCCGCAGCCUGUGCCCCGAUGCUCUGAGCCCGCGCGGCCCCAGACCCGGCCAGCGCCGCCAUCUCUCCGCGCCCCUUGGCGGCCAUCGGAGCCGCGGCCGCCUCGCAUCCAGGGAGCCGGCGGGAGGAGGAGAAGCCAUCCCGCCGCCAUGGACAGCCCCGGCGGCGUCACCGACAAGAAGAGGAUUAGCUCAGAACGGAGGAAAGAGAAGUCUCGGGACGCAGCGCGGUGCAGGAGGAGCAAGGAGUCGGAGGUGUUCUAUGAGCUGGCUCACCAGCUGCCCCUGCCCCACACUGUCAGUGCCCACCUGGACAAGGCCUCCAUCAUGAGGCUCACCAUCAGCUACCUGCGCAUGAGGAAGCUGCUGGAUGCUGGUGAGCUGGAGACAGAAGCCAAAAUGGAGAAGGAACUGAACUGUUUCUACUUGAAAGCUCUUGAUGGCUUUGUCAUGGUUCUGUCUGAAGAUGGGGACAUGAUUUACAUGUCUGAAAACGUGAACAAGUGUAUGGGACUCACUCAGUUUGAGUUGACGGGGCACAGUGUAUUUGAUUUCACUCAUCCAUGUGACCACGAGGAGCUGAGAGAAAUGCUUACACACAGAAAUGGUCCUGUGAAAAAGGGCAAAGAGCAGAACACGGAGCGCAGCUUUUUUCUCAGAAUGAAGUGCACACUGACUAGCAGGGGAAGAACAGUGAAUAUAAAGUCUGCUACAUGGAAGGUGCUGCACUGCACUGGCCACAUCCGUGUGUACGACACGUGUGGGAACCAGACCCACUGUGGCUACAAAAAGCCUCCCAUGACCUGCCUGGUGUUGAUCUGUGAACCUAUUCCUCACCCAUCAAACAUUGAGGUCCCCCUGGACAGUAAAACGUUCCUCAGUCGUCACAGUCUGGAUAUGAAAUUUUCCUAUUGUGAUGAAAGAAUUACAGAGUUGAUGGGGUAUGAGCCAGAGGAGCUCCUGGGUCGCUCAAUCUAUGAGUACUAUCACGCACUGGAUUCUGAUCAUCUGACCAAAACACACCAUGACAUGUUCACAAAAGGGCAGGUGACAACAGGACAGUACAGAAUGCUGGCCAAACAAGGUGGCUAUGUCUGGGUUGAAACUCAAGCAACUGUUAUAUACAACACUAAGAAUUCUCAGCCACAGUGCAUAGUGUGUGUGAACUAUGUGUUGAGUGGAAUUGUUCAGAAGGACUUAAUUUUUUCCCUGGGACAAACUGAGUGUAUGCUGAAACCAGUGGAGUCUCCUGACAUGAAAAUGACCAAAAUAUUCAGUAAAGAUGACCUGGAUGAUACCAACAGCCUAUUUGAAAAACUUAAACAGGAACCAGAUGCUUUAACUGUGCUAGCCCCAGCUGCUGGAGACACAAUUAUCUCUCUAGAUUUCAGCAGUAAUGAGUCUGAUGAACAACAAUGUGAUGAAGUUCCUUUGUAUAACGAUGUAAUGCUCCCCUCAUCCAGUGAGAAAUUGCAGAAUAUAAAUAUGGCAAUGUCCCCACUACCUGCCUCUGAAACUACAAAGCCACUUCGUAGCAAUGCUGAUCCUGCACUCAAUAGAGAAGUUGUAUCAAAGCUGGAGCCAAACACAGAGCCACUCGAACUUUCUUUUACCAUGCCUCAGGUGCAAGAACAACCAACCAGCCCUUCUGAUGCAAGUACCAGCCAAAGUUCACCUGAGCCCAGUAGUCCCAACGACUACUGCUUUGAUGUGGAUAAUGAUAUGGCCAGUGAAUUCAAACUGGAAUUAGUGGAGAAACUCUUUGCCAUAGAUACAGAAGCAAAAAAUCCAUUCUCUACUCAGGAAACCGAUUUAGAUUUAGAGAUGUUGGCUCCUUACAUCCCCAUGGACGACGACUUCCAGCUGCGCUCCUUCGAUCAGCUGUCCCCGCUGGAGAGCAGCAGCUCCUCCAGCUCACAGAGUGCAGGCAGCAGCAUCCCCCUGUUCCAGCAGCAGCAGCAGGGCCAGGCAGGCGGGGCCAGCCCCGAGGAGGUGAAGCUGAAGCCAGCAGAGCACGGGGAUGAGGUGAAGCCGAUCGUGGUCCCCUCCUCGCCCCCGCGCGGGGGCCCCGAGCCCGGCAGCGCCCCCGCCUCGCCCUACGCGGGGAGCAGGAGUCGAACUGCCUCGCCCAUCAGGGCAGGGAAGGGCACGGUGGAGCAGGGGGAAAAGCCUUCUCCAGGAGCACCCAGCUUGCUAACAGUCACUCUCAAUGAAAGAUCUACUGCACUGGAUGAAGAACUAAAUCCAAAGAUGCUAGCUUUGCAUAAUGCUCAGAGAAAACGAAAAAUGGAACAUGAUGGUUCACUUUUUCAGGCAGUUGGAAUUGGGUCUUUAUUCCAGCAGACAGGUGACCGUGGAGGAAAUGCAUCACUUGCUUGGAAACGUGUAAAGGGAUGCAAAACAAAUGGUCACAGUGGAGUGGAGCAAAAGACAAUCAUUCUACUAUCAACUGACAUAGCAAGUAAACUUCUAGGGCAGUCGAUGGAUGAGAGUGGACUCCCCCAACUCACGAGUUACGACUGCGAAGUAAACGCUCCCAUACAGGGCAACAGAAACCUGCUACAGGGGGAAGAACUGCUCAGAGCUCUGGAUCAAGUUAACUGAGCUUUCACAAAACUUGCUCCUUUUUUGGACACUGGUGAAUCAUCACCUAAAGCAGUCUAUUUAUAUUUUCUAUAUCUGAUUUUAGAAGCCUGGCUACAGUACUGCACUAAUUCAGUUAGUUCAGUUUUGAUCCCCUUUCUACUUAUUUUGACAGUCUUUUUAAUAUGUUCUUUAUGUAACAAUAACUCAAACUCUAGUGCAUUUUUAUAAUUCUUUGGUACAUACACUUUUAAGUCCAUUACAUUUAAAACACACUUGCAAUAGCAGCUUUGAAAUAUGCACCUGAUUAAAAAAAAAAUAUUUAUUUUUUGGCUGGGGAGUUGGUCACCAAAACUUAUCAUUAGUAAAAUGUCAACACAGGAAAAACUGGCAAUACUUCCAUCCUGCUUUUCAUAGGUAGUUGGAAGACUUGUGCUCUCUUACUCUUUAUGUUCAAGUAAGUUUUUUAUGUUAAUAGUUUUUAUAAGAAACAACAAUGCUUUGCAGCGGUGCAUUGUAGCCACAAUCGCACAAUAUAUUUUCUUAAAAAAUACCAGCAGUUCCUCAUGCAAUAUAUUCUGCAUUUAUAAAAACUAGUUUUUAAGAAGAAUCUUUUGUUUGCCUAUGAAAACAUGUUUAAACCUGGAUUAUGUCAUUAUUUUAGUCACGUUGUAAUAUAAAUUGUUCUUAAAUGCUGUCUUAUGCUUUUGACUUCAGUGGGUGUGGUUAGUCAAAGGAAAGGCUUUAUCUGGAAAGGGCUAGCAGCAUUUUCUUUGGAUACGUUCUCAAUUUAGAGAAAGUUUGAUGUUCUUAAAGUAGUCACUUUGCCAGCUUAAAAAAAAAUCCCUGCCUGUAGUUGUUGAAGUUAAUGCUAAUAUUGUGUAUGAUCUUAAAUCUAAAUGUUCAGCUUACCCUGUGUGGUAUAGGUGAUAUUUCAAGCAGAUUGUAAAACAUCUUGCAUUGUUAGCAAACUUUUAUCUAGUACAUCAUUGAGUUGCUCAAUAUUUUGAUGUUUUGGUUUUAUGCACCUUGUUGCUAUUAACAUCCAUAUGUUUUCAUGUAGAUUUCAAUAACUUGAAUAUAUUUAGAAGCCUUUUUAUUUAGAAAUAUAUAGUUGUCACAAACAUCUUAUUUUCCUAUAUGUACUGUACAAAACCUUCAUUCACUCAUUCUUUUUGCUCUUUGUGGUUGGAUCUAACACUAACUGUAUUGUUUUCUUACAUCAAUAAACUAUAUGUGGACCAGG